Molecule: messenger RNA, 518 nt
Organism: Sodiomyces alkalinus F11
Lineage: Eukaryota; Fungi; Ascomycota; Sordariomycetes; Glomerellales; Plectosphaerellaceae
Exons: 3
Coding region: 1-501 (166 amino acids)
Source: RefSeq, a predicted model, not a curated record
AUGAGCCAACGCCCGACCCCCCUUCCCCCUCCUUCCUGGGAUGUUGCGUCUCUUCGGCUGCCUCUCCCUGCCGUGCUCCAUGACGUGACUUCCUGGGAAGUUACCCCUCCUCGGUUACCUCUUCAUACCGCGCUCAGUCCCCAAGUCUUCUCGAUGAAACUUGCCAACACCAACUUCAGCUCGCGGCGCAGCAUCCUCGAGGGUGAUGAUGAACGCAAAGAGCAGGAGAAUCUGCCUUUCCUUGAUGCCAUACUUCUGCCGAGGGUUGCGUCUCCUGAUAGGGGCAAGAAGCAGGCGCCUGUCUUCGGACGAAGGGAUCCGACAGUCAAAUCAUGGACUCCUCAGGAGGCCUCGUUCGGAUGGCCAACCUGCCUCGUUGACCUGCUGCAAGCUGGAGUCCGUAACCCAUGGCUCCAAUUGGCACCUAUCAUGGCCAAGUCGCAGGGCGUCACAACGUUGCAGCUGAGCCAGGAGUCGUCACCAACCGUCUGGUGUGCUUAAAGGGGUAAGAGGAAGCG